ACGCAACCGAGCAACAACACCAACCACCCCCGGCGACGCCGGAGCUUCCUCGACCUCCCUGAGCUUCCUGAGCUCCUCCAGUUCAGAAUGCUUCACAGGCACGAACGAAGCGCUGACGCCAACACAACCAUGUCAGCCCCCUUUGAGCCGACUAACACCACCCAGCUCGGACCAAACUCCACCCAGCUCGGACCAAACUCCACCCAGCUCGGACCAAACUCCACCCAACCCACCACCACCACCACCACCACGACCACCGCUGCCCCAACUACAGCCAAAGAGUACCAGAUAAUCUACAACACGGACCAAGUGCAGACCAUCUUCCUGCUCAUCCUGCUCGUCAUCAUCGUGGGCGAGUUCUUCAGCGCCCCUGCCGUCACCAUCGUGGACACCGUCACCCUGCAGUACCUCGGCAAAGCCCGCGACCGCUACGGCCUGCAGAGGAUGUGGGGCUCUCUGGGCUGGGGUCUGGCCAUGCUGCUGGUGGGCAUCUGGAUCGACCACACACACGUCACGGUCGUGAUCGAUGGCAUUGGCUGCAUCCUGCCCGACUACCGCCUGCACAACUACCAGAUCGCUUUCAUCGUCUUUGGCGUGCUUAUGGGUUUGGCGUUUGUUGUCGCCACUCAGUUCUACUUUGAAAAGGGCGACCACUACCGACAGGAGCUUCCAGAGGGGGUGGUGGAGCAGUCGCCAGAGUCCGGCUCCUCGGGCCAGAGCGGCCCCGACAUCACUCAGGAGUUCCACUACAGCGACCUGUUGAAGCUUCUCUGCAGCGUGCGGUACAGCUCCGUGCUGUUCGUCGCCUGGUUCAUGGGCUUCGGCUACGGCUUCGUCUUCAGCUUCCUCUACUGGCACUUGGAGGACCUGAAGGGGACGACCACGCUGUUUGGCGUCUGCUCCGUCCUGAGCCACAUCUCGGAGCUCGCCGCUUACUUCACCAGCCACAAGUUCAUCGAGCUAGUCGGACACGUCAGAGUGCUCUACAUCGGCCUGGCCUGCAACACAGCUCGUUACCUCUACAUCUCCUAUCUGCAGAACGCCUGGACCGUCCUGCCCAUGGAGGUCCUUCAAGGUAACGUCCGCUCAUUUCUCCGCCUGCAGGGAAGGAUUAGAAAAGCUAGGACCCUGGGGACAA
Molecule: messenger RNA, 1138 nt
Organism: Paralichthys olivaceus (Japanese flounder)
Lineage: Eukaryota; Metazoa; Chordata; Actinopteri; Pleuronectiformes; Paralichthyidae
Source: RefSeq, a predicted model, not a curated record